This is a messenger RNA of Phaedon cochleariae (mustard beetle), 390 nucleotides long. Lineage: Eukaryota; Metazoa; Arthropoda; Insecta; Coleoptera; Chrysomelidae. The record is from the annotation of a GenBank genome assembly.
AUGAAGAGUAAGCAUGUGCUGUUGCUCUCAAUCAUAGCGUCAGUUUCUGCUACCGGGAAUGAUACAAUUGAAUAUGCAAGCUCUUUUUUAGGGCGUUUUGACAACAUAAAUACAACGGAAAAUGCUGUCACCGACAUAGAAUCGGCAUUAAUCACAUUUCAAGAGAUGCAGAGUCUUCCUGUGAGUGGAACGGUGAAUGAAGAAACUGAGCUCCUGGUGAAUAGCCCGCGUUGUUCUGUAGGAGGGAGUAAUUUCAUGAUACAUUCAAAAUGGAACGAAACAAAGUUACGCUGGUAUUUUCCCCAAGCUCGACAGGCGCAUCGUGAUACAGUCAAGAUGGCAUUCGAUAGGUGGGAGGAGAUAUCAAAUUUGAAGUUUGAAAUUGUGUGA